Molecule: messenger RNA, 1338 nt
Organism: Iphiclides podalirius (scarce swallowtail)
Lineage: Eukaryota; Metazoa; Arthropoda; Insecta; Lepidoptera; Papilionidae
Source: the annotation of a GenBank genome assembly
AUGGAGCGAAACACAUUCUUCUCGAUCUAUUCUAAAACGGGAUCCCGCAAGGCUAAAAGGAGUCACUGUUUUAUAAGGACAUCUCCGACACGAUCCAAAAUGUUAAAACUAAGUGCGCUUAUGUUUUUGUUAUCUUCGACGUAUGUGAAUAGCCAAUGCUUCUACAAAGAUGAUUCAUCAAAAAAGUUGGAUGGACAGGCCCGCGAAACUUUAUACAAAGGGCAAUUGGAUUUCACGCUGAGUCUGUUUAACGAAAUUAAUAAAUUAGUGCCCGAUGACAACAUUUUCUUUUCGCCAUUUUCAAUAUAUCAUUCGCUCUUGUUGGCUUAUUUCGCUUCUGGUGGACAAACUGAGAAAUCAUUGAAAGACUCUUUGAAAAUUGCUGAUGCCCUAGACAAAAUCAAUCUAAUGACAGCCUACAAGGUGGACAAGAGGUCGCGGGCAGUGAACAAUAACAGUGACAGCUACGAGUUCACCAAUGCUAACAAGAUGUUCGUUGACAGUGACGUUCGUGUUCGUCAGUGCAUACUCGACCUUCUUUUCGGAGAGUUGGAUACCUUGAACUUCCAUGACAACCCGGGCCAGUCUCGUGACAUUAUCAACAAUUGGGUGGCACAAAUAACUAAGAACAACAUAAAAAACUUGCUCCCGGAAGACGCUAUCACUCAGGCUACCAAAUUGGUGCUGGCUAACGCUGCUUACUUCAAGGGGGUGUGGGCUUCCAGGUUCCCCGCCGAAAGAACCAAGAAGGAGCCGUUCUUUGUUUCCGAAACUCGGCAAACCCUUGUACCAUUCAUGAAACAAAAGGGAACUUUCCAUUACAUGGUUAACGACGAUCUCGGUGCGCAGAUUUUGGAAUUACCUUACAAAGGAAAUGAUAUCAGCAUGUACAUUCUCCUGCCCCCUUACUCUAUGAAGGAAGGUGUAACAAACAUCAUUGCCAACCUGACACCAGAGCGGCUCGCAGCUGUUGUUGAAGAAGGUUAUAUGGGCCGUGAAGUCGUUGUAGAGAUUCCGAAGUUCACUAUCGAAAGGAAGCUCAAGAUAAGACAGGUUUUAGAGUCCAUGGGCGUGGGUGACUUGUUCGAUGCGACAGCCGAUUUUAGUACACUAACUGAAGACCCAGAAGUACUUUUCGAUGAUGCCGUGCACGAAGCGAAGAUCCAAAUCGAUGAAGAAGGCACGGUAGCUGCAGCCGCUACAGCAAUUUUUGGUUUCCGAUCAUCACGACCGGCGGAGCCAAGCGUAUUCAUUGCCAACUUCCCUUUCGUGUACAUCGUGUACGAGCGCCCCACCAACUCUGUGCUCUUCAUGGGCGUGUACAGAGAUCCUAAGAAG